UGGCCCGGGAAUUAGCUACUGACCUGUGCAUUCUUUCAUUUUUGCAUUCAUUCGAGCUACGCGUUUUCCUAUGUUGACCUGCUUUGGUCACGGGCAGCAUUGUUCUAGAAGGGCGUGAGCAUCAGCUCAUACACUGCAUUCUCUUUCUUCCACGCAUUUCACUCCCUUCCAUUGCAUUUCGCUCCGUUCCACUGCAUUUCACUAUGUUACACUGCUCCACAUCUUGGCUGCGAGAUACUAUCAUGUGCUCCUGUAUAGCCGUCUUACUGGCUCUGUGCCACACUUGGAAUGGGACGGACGACUGCCAUAUAGAUUACGACUCCGGAGGAUGGGGCACCAGUAUGAUACGACCGUAUGAUGGAUGUUCCACUUGUUCUACCUUUUUUUUUCUCACCGUCUGCGGGAUCUCCCUGAGAUCGCUCACUCUCUUGCUUUACAUAGAACUGGGUCACAUUGCAUUCCCCCUUGAGCGGUAAUUGUUUGGCUAGCGGACAUCAUUGGAUUGGUUUGACUAAAUAUGGUGAGGGAUGAGCACUAA
Messenger RNA from Canariomyces notabilis, 538 nucleotides. RefSeq lists its product as uncharacterized. The record is from RefSeq and is a predicted model, not a curated record. NCBI's taxonomy places the organism in Eukaryota, Fungi, Ascomycota, Sordariomycetes, Sordariales, Chaetomiaceae. The coding region runs from base 204 to 476 and encodes 90 amino acids. The transcript has a single exon.